AUGGCUUGUUCACCCGUAAACAGCCUCUCCAAAAUGAAGAGAAAAAUGAAAUUAAAAUUUUUAAGAAAAAAAAAAAAUUUUUUCAAAUUAUACGUAGAUAAGAAUUAUCUAGUGAUGGAUGUCCGUUCCCUUGAGAAGAGCUCCAAAGACGACGUCGAAAACUUGGAUACUAAGAAAAGGAUAAUGAACAUGCUCAUUAUGAGUAACUAUUACUACAUCCUGAGCAGUGCGAAGAUAUAUUUCAAGCAUUUUAAACGAUUGAAAUGUUACAAAAUAAUAAAAAAAAAAUUUAUCCAUAGAGAAAAUACUUUUCUAACUGAAGAUAUCAACUUUCGCAUCAUGUCCAGAAUUGCUAAUCGUGUGUCGUAUAGCGAUCUCUUAAAAGAAACAGAAAAAGAAAAAAAUAUAUAUAUGGCUAAUUUCAAAGACACUAACACGAAAAAGGAAACACAUAUCGAUGGAACAUGUGAGGAUGACCCCACUCACCAUUACCUAUUGGAUUCAUUUGAAGCAAAUUAUAGGGGCAUUUUAGAUACAGCCUCCACGAAGAAUAGAAAUUCCAUAUCAAGUGAACUUCAAGACUUUUAUUACAUGCAAAAAAAGGAACUUAUUUUUUCUCAUUACAGAUUAUAUAGAAGAAGCUUGAACAACAAUUUCGAAUUGUUUUUCAAAUAA
This is a messenger RNA of Plasmodium knowlesi strain H, 675 nucleotides long. RefSeq names its product conserved Plasmodium protein, unknown function. Lineage: Eukaryota; Apicomplexa; Aconoidasida; Haemosporida; Plasmodiidae. The record is from RefSeq and is a predicted model, not a curated record. The transcript is spliced from 4 exons. The coding region runs from base 1 to 675 and encodes 224 amino acids.